UACGAACAAGAGUUGUUAUUUUUUUUCUCUGUAAUUGUAGAAAUUUUUUUCAAUUUUUUUGUGUUAAUUUUUUGAAGCUCUUUCUCUGCAAUGGUGGAUGUUUGAGUUACACUACUUCCUUUUGCUCCGAGUUCAACCUCAACAAUUUGAAAAUUCUGCUUCUGGUUCUGGGUUUUCAUCAUUUUAGAAAAAAGUUUGUGUUUUUGAAGUUCUUCUGUGCAGUCACAAAUUUUUUUUCAGAGCUCCAACGUCAUUGUACUAUUUCUGGGUAUCUUACUUCAGCAUUCAUAUCCAUUUCUCUUCACAAAGUUAAAAAAAUUUCAAUUUUUUCUUUCUAGUUUGAAAAUGCUUGAAUCUUGAAUGGGUAGGGUUUAAGCUAUUUUUUAAGGUUUUGGGGUGUCUUGGAUUUUCGUUGAUUCGCAUAAAAAUGGAGGAAAGAACGUUUUUUAGUUCCGGGCAUGAGGUUAAGGUUGAUGAGGCCACAAAAAGCUUCCACGUGGCUCCAAAUUCCGUGCAGUUUCCCGUACCACUGGCGGAGUCGCCGGCGCCGGUAACGGCACCUGCUCCGGCGAGUGCAGCGGGCACACCUGGUAGUACAGAUGGAAAGAAGAAAAGGGGUAGGCCUAGGAAGUAUGGGCCGGACGGCAAGGUGGCGCUGUCGCCGAUGCCGAUUUCGUCAUCGAUUCCGUUGACCGGAGAGUUCUCAGCCUGGAAAAGGGGUAGAGGGAGGCCUGUUGAAUCAAUCAAGAAGUCUUAUAAGUUUUAUGAAGUUCAAAAUGCAGGACCAGGUAAUGGAAUUGCAUACUCAAUUGGUGCCAAUUUCACACCUCACGUGCUCACAGUAAAUGCUGGCGAGGAUGUUACUAUGAAGAUCAUGUCUUUCUCUCAAAAAGGAUGCUAUGCUAUAUGCAUUCUCUCUGCAAAUGGCACAAUUUCAAAUGUUACACUUCGUCAACCAACUUCAUCAGGGGGUACUUUAACAUAUGAGGGGCGGUUUGAGAUUCUUUCAUUGUCUGGUUCAUUUAUGCCAACUGAGAAUGGAUUAACAAAGAGCAGGUCUGGUGGGAUGAGUGUCUCUUUGGCAGGUCCAGAUGGUCGAGUAAUGGGGGGUGGACUGGCUGGUUUGCUGGUAGCUGCAAGUCCUGUGCAGGUUGUGGUGGGAAGUUUUCUUGCAGGUCACCAACAGGAGCAGAAACCAAAGAAGCAGAGGGUGGAACAUAUAUCAACAAUUGCACCUACACAUGUUACUCCAAUUUCUGCUGGAGAAAUAAAAAUCAGUCUUUGUGGAGUACAACCUAUUAUGACACCUGCUGCUUUUCAAUUGGAUAACAUUACUCAUUUUAACAAUGGUCAAUGCUCUAGGAACUCAUCUGCUGAUGGUGAAGCUCCUUUGCCUGAAAAGGAAUCUAAUCGCAACCAAUCAGAUGCUGGAUUUGCAUGUUCCCUGUGAAGUAUUUGGUAUUAUGCUUGACUCUGCUGACAAUUAUGAAGAUUAAAGUCUUACUUAUAGUGGGAUAUGGGUUGGUUUUGACUAAGAAAUUGUACUCUUUCUCAUUUAGAUAUUAGUUAGGAAAUCUAUUUGUUAGGCUUUCCGCUUGUCUGUUUUCCUGAUUUAUCUCUAAUAUUGUUUACUCAUUGUUGUAGCAAUUAGAUGUAGGGUAUAUGUUAUGCCACGUUCUUUCUUAGGAUUUUAUAAGAAUGUUUUGAGAUGUGAGUGUAUGUGGGUGUUUCUAAAA
Molecule: messenger RNA, 1736 nt
Organism: Gastrolobium bilobum
Lineage: Eukaryota; Viridiplantae; Streptophyta; Magnoliopsida; Fabales; Fabaceae
Product: AT-hook motif nuclear-localized protein 7-like
Exons: 5
Coding region: 428-1450 (340 amino acids)
Molecular function (GO): minor groove of adenine-thymine-rich DNA binding
Source: RefSeq, a predicted model, not a curated record